CAAAAUGGGCUUUGGCUGUUUUCUGCUGACACGUAAUCUCUUCUCUUCUUUUUCUUACUCACUCGAGUCUCGACAUUUCCGAGGUACACACCCAACAUACAAAAUCUCUCUCUAUUUUGCUCAUAAGCCUCACUGUAUAAGCUUUGAAUUUUCCCAGAAUUGUAAGUUCUAUGCUUUUUGGAGUGAGAUUUGAAGAAUCCCAAUAGACAAAAAGGCAAUCUUUUGGGAUUGGGAUUUUAAAUUAUGGUUGAAUUUUCAACUGUUUAAGAUCUGGGUGUGUCUUUAGAAUUUUCAAAGGGAAGAGGAUGUAUGCUGUGGGGAGACUAGGUAGCUAUAUAUCUCGUGGUGUUUAUACUGUGUCUGGUCCCUUUCAUCCCUUUGGUGGUGCUGUUGAUAUAAUUGUAGUUGAACAACCUGAUGGGACCUUUAAAACAUCACCUUGGUAUGUUCGGUUUGGUAAAUUUCAAGGGGUUUUAAAGACCAGGGAAAAGGUUGUUAGUAUCUGUGUUAAUGGAAUUGAAGCGAAUUUCCAUAUGUUUCUUGAUCAUAAAGGGGAAGCAUAUUUUUUAAGGGAAGUAGAUGGUGAAGAAGGGGAAUCUGAAGGUGUUCCAUUUCCUUUUCCUUCUGGAUAUGAUACGGAUGAGCCUAUGUCUGUUAAUAGAAUGCCAAUGAAGUCUAAAAGUUGUAACUAUGAUGCUGAUAGGUCUAAUUCCGCGGGUGAUGUUGAUGUGAGUAAUGGGAAGAUUUUGGCUAGGACUACUUCUCGGAGGUCACGGAUAUUUGGACUUGUUUUUGGACGGAGGUCGAUGAAGGAGGAUGGUUACCAGGAAGCUAUAGGUGCUGCUGAUGUAAUGAGGUUAGAUCCUUUGGAGCGUGCUGAAAUUGCUGCUGACUUGUUGGAGGUGAAGUGGUCUACUAAUCUUAUAUCUAAUGGAUCAAAUACUAAUGGUUCUGGAUUACCUUCAACGAAUGAUGCAUUGGAUGAUAAAGGCUCCGAAGAGCAUACACCGAUUACUCGUGAAGAAAACCAGUUUCAAUCUUCAGUACAUGAUGAGGAGGGAAAGAAUAAUGUUGAAGAAAACCAGUUUCACUCUUCAGUACAUGAUGAGGAAAAUGGUGUUGGUCACCAGACAUUACUAGAGGAAACUGAAUGCUGCAACGAGCAAAAGGUCAGUUCUCAUUCCGGCCUUGAGAAUGUGGAGUAUUCUGUCGAGGAAUCUAGCAUACAAGUGUCUUAUCUAGGUGUGGAGCAACAACUUGAUGAACCCUCAUCAUUAGGUGAAGGUUUUAUGGAAGAUAAAAGCAAAGUAAUAGUCAAUAAUUCGGUAAGUAUUGAUGACCAAAGUGUUGUAAAUUCUGAUCACAAUGAGAACGACAUGGGUGCUGUCUUAGACAUGAGUGGUCCUGAUCUACAAUGUCAACAUAACUUUGAAGAAUUUACGGACAAGCGGUUUGAUGAAGAACCCGGUGGUACUGAAAGGAAUGUUGUUUUACCAGUCCUUGGGAAUUCCAAUAAGGAGGUUGUUCCAGAGAGUCUUCAACCAUUUGUUUACUCCAAAAUGUCAGAGAGCUCGGUAAUAACUUCGGAUGGUUCAAGUGAACAAACUCAUCAAAUAAUGAGCGUUUCCGAUGUAGGAAAUGGGAAAUUACGUGUUCAUGCUGAAACGCUGGUUACAACGACUGCGCUAGUGCCAGAGGUUAUGGUUCUUAAGCAAACGGAGGACAUGGAGUUGGAUUCUGAAGGGGAAAUAACAGUCUCGGAAUCCUGCUCUCAAAUGGCUAGUGUUGACCCUGUAAUUGGUUUAGAAGAAAUGAAGUUACAUAGCUUUCACACCUCUUCCACCAUCAGUGAUUUGGGUGAUCAAGCUGAAGAUGAGAAAAAUACUGACGAUGUUGUCCAUUGUUCUUUGGAGUCCGUUGAUGAUUCUCAAAACUUUUAUCAUGAUCGUAACCCCAAGAGAAGUAUUCCACCAUCAGAGAGUUCUGAUGAUGAACAAUUCCUUUUUAGUGACCUCGAUGAACUCAAACUUUGUGAGCCAGAUUCUGUAAAUAAAGAUCUCCAUCCUUCAGCUUGUAUAGAAAAUGAAGGAAAUGGUUUGUGUAAUGUUAAUAACGAGUCAUAUUUAAAUCCUGAUAAUUUUGUUCAGGAGAAUCCGUCAAAUGAUCUAGAAGACUCUGUAGGAAAGUCAAGGACUAUAUCUAAUCCUAUUAGUAUUUCCAGAAAUCAUAGACUAGCUGGUGAGAAUAAUGGGUUGCAGGUGGAAUCACUUCCUAAUAUGUGGUCUCUGGAUGCCAAGUUUGACGCAAAUAACCAUCGUCCUGUAAGCCAUUCUAUGGACUCAAGUUCUGGAACCAUGAAGUGGACAUCAAGCACGAAAGAUGAUAUGAGCUGUAAAAGGUUGGAUGCAGAUCAGGAACAACCAUUAGAACAUGAAAGGUCUAGUAGUGAUGAGAGCGAGACUUCAGGGAAACUGAAAAAUACUCUUUAUAAUCCUGCUGUUGAGAUAUCUCUUUGCAAACACUUACUAUAUGAAGGGAUGGGGGCCGAAGCUGCAUGUGAAGUGUUUGAUGCUGAAAAACUGGAUAGCAAAAAAAUUAGCUCUUUAGGUGCUGCUGUUGUGAAGAAUGAUAAACUUGUUGUUCGAAUUGGGGGUCAUUACUUUCCAUGGGAUGAAGCAGCACCUAUUAUUUUAGGGAUGGUUGCGUUUGGAAGUGAAAAAAUAUUUGAACCCAAAGGCAUGAUACCAGUUGACAGAGUGGAGAAAUCCAUUGAAGGGGAUCCAUCAAAAGAUGUUUCCCGUAGUGGUAGCUGGAGGCUUUGGCCUUUUUCUUUGAAAAGAUCAAGAUCUAGGAAGGCUGUGCAACUGGCUCCAGCCGAUACCAGAGAUUUGGAUGCUGAGAUUGCUGCAGAGGUUACUGCUGCUAUUGACGAUGAUAAAAAUUUGCUUAAAUCCAAGCAGAUGAAGAAAAUGAUCAGGGCAAUCACUCCAACCUCUGAACAGUUGGCUUCGUUGAAUCUAAAGGAUGGGAUGAAUCAUAUAACCUUCACGUUUUCAACCCCAAUGCUAGGGAAGCAGCAGGUUGAUGCCAGAAUCUAUUUGUGGAAAUGGAACACUCGUGUAGUAAUCUCAGACGUUGACGGGACAAUUACAAAAUCAGAUGUUCUUGGCCAGUUCAUGCCUUUGGUCGGGAUAGAUUGGUCACAAACAGGUGUUGCGCAUUUAUUUUCAGCUAUUAAGGAAAAUGGUUAUCAGUUGCUUUUUCUUAGUGCACGUGCAAUAGCCCAGGCAUAUAUCACCAGACAAUUUUUAGUCAACCUUAAGCAGGAUGGUAAGGCAUUACCAGAUGGGCCAAUUGUUAUAUCCCCUGAUGGACUUUUUCCAUCCCUAUAUCGAGAAGUUAUUAGAAGAGCUCCUCAUGAGUUCAAGAUUGCUUGCUUAGAGGAGAUUAAGGCAUUGUUUCCAUCUGAUUGCAAUCCAUUCUAUGCUGGUUUCGGGAAUAGAGACACCGAUGAAAUCAGCUACGUUAAGGUUGGAAUCCCGAUAGGAAAAAUCUUCAUUAUUAACCCAAAGGGUGAGGUUGCCGUGAACCGUCGUGUUGACACAAAAUCUUAUACAUCUCUUCACGCUCUUGUUCAUGGCAUGUUUCCACCGACUACCUCCUCCGAGCAGGAAGAUUUCAAUUCGUGGAAUUUCUGGAAACUGCCACCUCCUGUAUUCGACAUAUGAAGUUGUCGGCUAAAGUAUGUUGCUUUAGCAUUUGGAUGACAAGAUAGAUGGAUGAUGAUUUCUUCGAUCAUUCCGGAGCUGUCCAGGUUAUAAAUAAUCAUGACUGCUUGAAGAACUUUCACCCUGCUCUCAAAAGUGCAGAUUCGGUCAACUCUCGGUUGUCGUCGAAAAUAAUUUAUUUGAAAUUUUUUAUAGAAUCUCUGAAGCUUUAUAAUGGCUUCAUUGUAGUUUGAUUUAUAAUUUGUAUAGUGAAUUAUUGUGAUCCCACAAACAAUUCCAGUAUGUAUACAUUCAUGGGAGAAAAGGGUAGUUUUAAUUAUUGUUUAUAUAUAUAUUUGUUGCUUAUACAAAAUAAA
Gossypium arboreum is the source of this 4084-nucleotide messenger RNA. RefSeq names its product phosphatidate phosphatase PAH2-like. The transcript is spliced from 13 exons. The record is from RefSeq and is a predicted model, not a curated record. Gene Ontology annotation, molecular function: phosphatidate phosphatase activity. The coding region runs from base 306 to 3728 and encodes 1140 amino acids. Lineage: Eukaryota; Viridiplantae; Streptophyta; Magnoliopsida; Malvales; Malvaceae.